Molecule: messenger RNA, 240 nt
Organism: Nezara viridula (southern green stink bug)
Lineage: Eukaryota; Metazoa; Arthropoda; Insecta; Hemiptera; Pentatomidae
Source: the annotation of a GenBank genome assembly
AUGAAGGCAGUGUAUUACCGACCGGGGAAAGGUAAGAUGUUGAGCACGCCCCCUAGCAGAGGGACGCCUAAGCUCCGACAACCAUUGAUCCCCCAUCAAAGGCCAAAUAGGCUGCCAACCGGCUUAUGCUCCAUUCAGGACCAUUCAGCGGAUCGGGGAAUCCUUAGGGUCCUUCAGGACUCACACAGGACCUUCCCUCCAAGGAUGUCUUUGUGGUUCUCCCUAAACCUCUCUCUGUAG